AGGACUUUGGGUGGAAGCUGAUGAGGAAGUCUGAGAGAAACCACUCCUCUGCAUAUGGAUCCAGGUCCUGGAGCCCCUCUGCUCUCUCCACAGGCCCCUCCUCCCCUAAGCCCAGCCUCAGGGCUUUUGCUCUUGCCCCAGGGUCCUUCUCCUCCUCCUCAACCAAUCCAGCUCUCGGGACCCUUCCUCUUCCUCCCGCCCCCCGCCCAAAACCCAGCUUCAUUAACAGCUCCUGCACCUUCCCCCGCUCCAGGGAUCCCUCCUGUUCCUCCCUCCUGCCCCCGCUCGGGAGAGCCUUCCUCUUCCCUCCCCUGGCCCACCAAACCCAGAUCCGGGGAGCCUUCCAGCUCCUACCCCUCGACCCCACAACCCAGAUCCGGGGAGCCUUCCGCUUCUUCCCCCGCCCCUCCCCUCGCCCAGCUUAGGCGACCCUCCCUCUCCCCUAACGGGCUCCUCCUGCCCUUACGCCCCACUGGGCACCGACCCACUUCCCCCGAACUGAAGUCCCCAGACCCACGGCUCCAGCCGCGCGGAGGCGAGAGCUGCGCAUGCUCAGAGUUCCCGCGCAUGCCCCUGGAGCCGCUCCUGAAAGGACCGCGGCGACUCUCUAGACUUCUCGCGCGACCUGCCGCGGCCGAACGCGGGCGGUUUGAACGGCUACAGCGCGCGGGCGCGCCCCUCUCUCCUCCCGGUUCCUACGGGCCCCAGCCUCCCGCGAGCAGUAGUGGAAUAUGGCCUCUUCAGAUUUGGAAGAUUUAUGCUCUCACAUCAACACGAAGAUUUCAACUAUCAAAAAGACUCUUCAGUUAAGAAACAUGGGUCAGGAACCAUCCUUGAAAUCUGUGCUCAGUAAAAUAGGGCAUGAGAUGUUUCUCCUCAGUGGUCUCCUGAAUAAAAUGGAAAUAGAAGUUGAGCACCAAGAAAAACUAAAGAAUUCACUCAAGGAAAUGCAGGAGUCUAUUGAGAGGGACUAUAAUGAAGCACAGCACCUCCGUGAAAAUAUUCCUCCCCAUCUGCCCAAAGCAAUCCCAAAGUGCACUGUGGGACUAACUGUGAAGUCGGAAGAACAAAGUAAAGUUGCAGAACCUGAAUGUGUAAAGAAACCCGCAAAAGAGCCAAAAUUUAUUAAAGAAGCCCCUUUAAUAACGGCACAGGAAUUUGAAGGUGUUCCUGCGUACAUGCGGGGUCGUUUAACAUAUGAUCAAAUUAAUGGAGUUGUUCAAGAUUUGAAUAAAGCAGUGGUCAGCAAGUAUAAGAUCUUACAUCAGCCAAUGAAAUCUAUGAGCUCUGCUGUCAGAAAUCUCUACCACAGAUUCCUGGAAGAAGAAACCAAGGAUACUAAAGGUGAAUUUUUUAUCGUGGAGGCUGAUAUAAAAGACUUCACACAACUGAAGGUGGAUAAACGCUUUCACACCAUUCUGAACAUCCUCCGGCAUUGCCAGAGAGUGCGGGAAGUCCGUGGUGCACGACUCGUCCGUUACGUUAUCUGCUAAUAUGGUUUUGGACUUGAUUUUGCCCAGGUUGAAGGGCAUAAAUAUUUUGUUAGGCAUAAGGAUUUGUUUGCCUUCAGAAAGUCGGAAGACACUAUACAUAGAAAUUCCCUACUCAGCUAAUUUAUUUUCUAAAUGACAGAAAUGAUGAACAAAUAUCUAACUCAUUGAUCAGGCAUCCACUUUGAAUUACAAGUCUGCUUUCAUGUGCAUUCAUUCUCCAGGAUUAGAAACAUCUGAAGGUCCUGAAAUGUUUAAAGUUGUUUUGAUUUGAAUUGUUGAGUUAGGCUGUCGUUUGAUUCUGGUGUCUUGUACUGGCCUUUACUCCCAUUUAUAAAUAACCAAUCCAAUGUAGAAAUGAAUGUAAUCGACACCCCGGUGGUUGCAGUGGUUUCAUGAGGUUGUCAGGUAAAGAUGUCUUAGCCACCCUACAAGUGGUGGCCUGAAAAGCUGCAUUCUCAGCAGUGUAAUACUGCUUUUGUGUUUAUAAAAUGGAGAUUCUUUAACAAUGGGUAAUUGUUUGGGGGUAUGCAUUUCAUUUUGUUAAUGCAUCAAACUGAUUUCCACUCUGUAUAAUCUUUUUCUUCUAAUCCUAAAAUUGUAGUUGGGGUUUCCAAAAUGAGCCAGGCAUGCAGUUCUGAGGCGGAUAAAUGCUUCCCAACGUGAUAAUGAUGGUUCUAUAAUCUACUGGUUUUUCACAUUUCAUCAGUCAGAUUUCUUCUUCAGUCCAACCCAUUUAAUCAAAACAAAUACUAGAACCAUGAUAAUGUAACUGAAAUUUUUGCUUCCAUUUUGAAGAUAUUUAACACUGACAGCUUUUAUUCUAGAACAUUGCUUACCCACUAGCUUCCAUAUAACCAAUCUUAGAAUAGAUUUGUUUUUGCAAUAAAUUCCAAUGUUGCAGGCAGUUAAAGAUGUUUUUGUUUGAAAAAGUUUUGACAAAGGUUAUUUUCCUUCCUUGAGCCUGCACCUGUUGUUAUACUAACCAAGUAGUCUAAAAUAGCUUUUUUUGUAUGUUGCCAGUAAUAAUGAGAUAGUUUAAAGAGCAGAAGACCCUGACUGAACCUUUAACUAUUGAAAGGUCAAUAAAGAAGGCUGGGUAAGCGCUCAGUAGGGCUGGA
Messenger RNA from Chelonia mydas (Green sea turtle), 2611 nucleotides. It is a transcript of the gene SKA1, whose product is annotated as spindle and kinetochore associated complex subunit 1. Bases 732 to 1493 code for a protein of 253 amino acids. Gene Ontology annotation, cellular component: outer kinetochore; spindle microtubule; mitotic spindle. Gene Ontology annotation, biological process: chromosome segregation; regulation of microtubule polymerization or depolymerization; mitotic cell cycle. Lineage: Eukaryota; Metazoa; Chordata; Testudines; Cheloniidae. The record is from RefSeq and is a predicted model, not a curated record. Gene Ontology annotation, molecular function: microtubule binding. The transcript has 7 exons.